Messenger RNA from Papilio machaon (common yellow swallowtail), 1576 nucleotides. RefSeq names its product protein phosphatase 1 regulatory subunit 21. The record is from RefSeq and is a predicted model, not a curated record. NCBI's taxonomy places the organism in Eukaryota, Metazoa, Arthropoda, Insecta, Lepidoptera, Papilionidae. The coding region runs from base 98 to 1387 and encodes 429 amino acids. Gene Ontology annotation, cellular component: membrane; early endosome. The transcript has 9 exons.
AGAAAGUGGGUGUUCAACUUCAACAUUGUAGACAAUCGAACAAAUAAACAAUAUUCUUUAUUACAAAGAACCGUAAUGAUCUCUUGAAGCUCUAGGGAUGGAGGGCUUACCUUCAGGAGAUAUACAGGCAAAGUACCAAAAGUUGGCAUCCGAAUAUUCAAAGUUAAGAGUUCACGUGAAGGUAUUAAAAAAAGGGGUUUUAGAUGAGCAAGCUAAGUCGAAUGAACUAAGAGAAGUAUUAAAAUCUAAGGAGAAAGUUAUAAGGCAAGAUGAAUUGGAGAUAGAUUCAUUAACUUUUAGAAAUCAGCAGUUGACGCGGCGCGUGUCCGUCCUUCAGGAUGAGCUCGAUGCUUUGCAGAAUAAGUUAAGUAAGAAAACAAAAAGUAAAAGUGAUGAGAAACAAUCGACCAGCUCUGUGCCUGCACCGCUCGACCCUGGCCUGCUGCAGGAGGAGCUGCAGAAAAAGAUUAUUGAGAAUGCACAGCUUGCAUCACAGCUUUCAGAUAAGACUUUUGAAGUGGCUCAACUUAGAGCCUCCUUAGAAGACUAUCAGAAACACUUUAAUGAAAGUGAAAGUAGAUAUAAAUGUGAGAUAGCUAAAUUGAAGAAUAAAAACCAAGAGAUCCAAUUUACAUUAGAAGAGUUGCAGAAAGAUAGGGGUGGUAACAGGGCUGUAGCAACGGGCAGCCAAGCAAGUUGCAAUGGUGACUUCUUGUCAGAGGCUGGUAGUCUGAUUGGCAGUGAAGAUGCUCUUAGUUCUGUAGAUGAGUUGAACAUCAAUGAACAACUCAGUACAAAAGCACUCACAUUGGAUCAGGAGAAUCAGAAACUUCGGAUGGAGUUUGAGAUACUGCAGAUGGAGAAUGAAAGCCUUAAAUUAGAAAUAGCAAAGCAUGUGUCCGCCGCUCAGAAGAGGAAAGGAGAGAGUCAUGAUUCGGGAGACUUCAAUACAUUUAAUGAGACCUCUGUGGAUGCCGAGGGAAAGAUGACGGGGCUGCUUGGUAGUUUAGAGGUCCCAUUCCUUCUGAAUCAUGAGGUUCAGGUGCGCGAAGACCGCGUGAAGCAGUACUUCCGCAGCAAGCUGACCGCAGCGCACGCAGACCGCGACCUCCUUAACAGCAAGACUGAACAUUAUAUUAAUGAGUGUGAGAUGUUGCGACUGCGUUUCGAAGAGAUGGAACGCGAGAGAGAAACUGACGCGCAUACGAUUGAAGAGAAACACAACACUAUAAGCAGAUUGGAGGAGGAGCUGCAUUCGACGUCUCACAACUACGAGCAGCAGAUGUCAGUACUGACGGAACACGUGGCAGGACUUAACGAGCAGCUCGCGCGUCAACAUGACCAGCUCGAGCUGCUCAGACACCAGCUCGCAGCACGGAGGAAGUGACGUCACAUCCCCACCACUACCAACACACGGUAAUACCACAAUUAUAAACUAAAGAGCAAUAUUUUAUUGAAAACACCAAUUUAAAAUGCGAUCACCAACUAAAAUGUUGAUAGUUGCAUGUAAAAGGAUGUACUUUAACUUUUUCAAGUAUAUGUAAGUAUGAAAAAAAGAAACGAGUCGUUUAAAAAA